CAAAACACAGGAGGCUCCGCCACUCCCAAAAGAUGCACCCGUCAAACCGCCUCUCCCUGUCUACCAUUGGGGCGCUGACGGGAUGUCGCCACAACUCCCAGUGGAACCUGAUCACAAGAUAGCUGUCAAGAUAAAUGCUCCAGAUGACGUGAUGAGAGAAUUCAGCCUCUUUUCCACAACUAGGCUGCCACUUCCACAGCAUGACGAACCUGCCCCGCCUCCACCCCCGAAAAAGAGAGUUGAGAGUAAACCUGUCCUCCCCGUCGAAAUCGACGAACCUUUCGAAGGUCUGCCUUCCACUCCAUCUCCAGUGAUGAUUGUCCCCAAAACAACAAGAAUACCCGGGGUCGGAGGAGUGUAUAAAACGACCUGCGAGUACAAAGGCGAAGAUUACAAACAAGGGGCCAGCUGGCAAGACGGCUGCAGUUACGUAUGUGUGUGUGUCAAUGGGGUUAGAAAUUGGAUGAGAUGUAUGGACAGGUGUCCUCGCUUCAAUCCUGGUCCACUGUGCACUUUGGUGACAAAGCCGAAUACGUGCUGCCCGGAAGUGAAAUGUGGCAAUAAUUGACAAUAUUGAUCUUGGAUCUUUAAUGGCGGUUUUAGCAUUUUGACAUUUAUUUGAUAAUGAUUCGGAUAUUUCAUAAUUAAUAGAAUUCAUUGCAAUCUUUCAAUUUGUAAUAUUAUAUUGUAAUACUUUGGUUAUGUACUGAAGAAUUAUAUCUUGUCUGGCAAAAUGAAGGUAUUUUAUAAGUGCUAGUUCUUAUACAUAUGUCAUUGGCUAUGCCUGUCACCAGUCUUGAGACUAAAUGCUAAAUUUUCAUCUGAACACAAAAAGAUGCACAUCUAGACUCAUAGAUCUUAAUUCAAAAAAUUAACUCUUAAUAUAAGUUUACAAUUAUGCAUGAAAUGUAUUUGCAUAUCACCUGAAAUAAAGUCCUUCGUAUGAAAUAAAACGAUGACUUGAAUGCAGCAUAAAUUUUA
Molecule: messenger RNA, 981 nt
Organism: Lingula anatina
Lineage: Eukaryota; Metazoa; Brachiopoda; Lingulata; Lingulida; Lingulidae
Molecular function (GO): protein binding
Source: RefSeq, a predicted model, not a curated record